AUGGCUGAGAAUGCAGAUCAAUUGAAUAAUUUCCGUACAUGGGUACAGGAACAACAACCAAUACUUAAUUCAUUAAAUACAGAUGAAUUUUUAUUACGUUUUCUACGUGUUACGAAUUUUAAUUUAAAUCAUGCGAAAGAAUGGUUAAUUUAUUUUUGGAAACAUCGUACAGAAAAUCCUCAAUGGUUUUUUAAUCGUGAUCUUUUAAAAAAUCCAAUCAUGCUUGAAAUAUCAGAACUUGCAUAUUGUAUUCAAUUACCAAAAGAAACAAAAGAUAAUCAUCUUAUAUUUAUUAUGCGUAUUGGACAAUACGAUACAACAAAAUAUACAUUUAAUGAUGUAACAAAAUAUGCUUUUGCUGUAACAGAUAUUCUUAAUAAGCAACCAAGUGCUCAAAUAAAUGGUUAUAUUAUAAUAUUAGAUUUUUCAAAUAUUAAAUUUCAACAUGUUAAUCAAUUUACACCGGAUUAUACACGUCGUUAUGUUAAUUGUUGGGAAAAAAUGUAUCCAGUAAAAUUACAUCAGGUACAUUUUUAUAAUUAUCCAAGUUUAUUUGAUCCAAUUUUACAUUUAUUUCGAAUGUUUCUUAAUACAAAAUUAAAUGAUAAAAUUUAUUUACAUUCAAAAGCAUUGGAGAAAUCAUUACAUCAAUAUAUUGAUCCCGAUUUAUUACCACAAGAAUAUGGUGGUCAAUUAGGUUCAAUUGAAGGAAAUUUGAAUAAAACAUUUAUUCAAUAUACUAGAGAAGAUAAUAAUUAUAUGAUUCAAUUUGAUCAGUAUGGUGUUGAUCUUGAUCGAGUAUCAAAUAUAUUAAAAGCAUUAAAAAAAGAAAAUAAUAAUUAA
Adineta steineri is the source of this 843-nucleotide messenger RNA. Lineage: Eukaryota; Metazoa; Rotifera; Eurotatoria; Adinetida; Adinetidae. The record is from the annotation of a GenBank genome assembly.